Messenger RNA from Equus quagga, 555 nucleotides. It is a transcript of the gene NANOS3, whose product is annotated as nanos C2HC-type zinc finger 3. Gene Ontology annotation, molecular function: zinc ion binding; mRNA binding. The transcript has 2 exons. Gene Ontology annotation, biological process: oogenesis; negative regulation of translation. The record is from RefSeq and is a predicted model, not a curated record. NCBI's taxonomy places the organism in Eukaryota, Metazoa, Chordata, Mammalia, Perissodactyla, Equidae. Bases 1 to 555 code for a protein of 184 amino acids. Gene Ontology annotation, cellular component: perinuclear region of cytoplasm.
AUGGGCACCUUCGACCUGUGGACGGACUACCUGGGUUUGGCACGCCUGGUGGGGGCUCUGCGUGGGAAAGAGGAGCCGGAGACCAGGGUGGACCCCCAGCCGGAACCGGUGCCAGGACCAGGGGGUCAGAGGCCCACCCCAGAAUCCUCAGCAGCUCCCGAGCGGCUGUGCUCCUUCUGCAAACACAACGGCGAGUCCCGUGCCAUCUACCAGUCGCAUGUGCUCAAGGACGAGGCGGGCCGGGUGCUGUGUCCCAUCCUUCGAGACUACGUGUGCCCCCAGUGCGGCGCCACCCGCGAGCACGCCCACACCCGCCGCUUCUGCCCGCUCACCGGCCAGGGCUACACCUCCGUCUACAGCUACACAACCCGCAACUCAGCCGGCAAGAGGCUGGCCCGGCCCGAGAAGGCGAGAGCGCAGGACUCAGGGCCACGCCGAGGAGCAGGAGCAGGAGCAGGAGCAGGAGGAGCCUGUGCAGGUCCGGGCCCCCCCCCCAGCACCUGCAUUUCUGACCAGCCCCCGGUGCUGCCAGGCCGCGGACCAGGGGGGCUCUGA